This is a messenger RNA of Cuscuta campestris, 1388 nucleotides long. The record is from the annotation of a GenBank genome assembly. NCBI's taxonomy places the organism in Eukaryota, Viridiplantae, Streptophyta, Magnoliopsida, Solanales, Convolvulaceae.
CACCUCUACGCUCUACAUGAUUGCAUGUGGAUGGUGCUUGAAGAUGGACCGUUAAAAAUCCAAAUGGAGAAUCCUGAGAGGAAUCCAACCAAUCCAGAUGUAGUCCAGUACAUUCCAAAGCCCAAGGAGAAAUGGGAUGAUAGAGAUUGCAAGAAGCACAAUCUGGACAACGUCGCCAAAGCAUCCAUCUUCAAGACACUUGAUCCCAUCACCUUCUCCAAGAUCAAGCAUCUCAAGACUGCCAUGGAGAUAUGGCAAGGUCUUGGGAAGCUGUGCGAGGGAUUAGAGGACCUGAGAAAGCAGAAGAUAGAGGUUCUGCUCGAGAAAUUCAAAAGCUUUAAAAUGCUUCCCGGAGAAUCAUUUGAUAUGCUGGAUGAAAGAUUCCACAAAAUCUUAAAUGAUCUUGCAUCACUUAACCACGUUCUUUCUCCCAAAGAAAAGAAUGUAAGGUUACUGAGAUCUCUUCCAACUGAGUGGUACACCAAAGCCACAGCCAUGGAAGAAGGAAGAAACCUGGAGAACUACACUGUCCAAGGUCUCCUUGAUGAGCUCAGAACAUAUGAGCAUGAGCUGAAGAAUAAGAAGGAAGAACAAGUCACUCCAUUUCCCACGGCACUGAUAACAACCCCAAAAGUCCCAUCAAGUUCAAGAAUGAAGAACUACGAUGAGGAAUUUGCCAUGAUGGUCAAGCAAUUCCGGAAGUUCAAGAAGUUCUUCAAGAAAGCUGACUCAGUCAGAAGGCCAUCCAAGGGAAAGCCACAGUACGGAGAAAGAGAAAGAAACGAGAAGAAGAAGAAGGCAAUGGUAGUAGCUGAAAGUGACGAGUCAUCCAGCUCAAGCUCGGAUGAAGAAGCCCUUGUCUGCACGGAGUGCAGAGCUGAGAAGUCCAACCAUGAGGAUAGGUGGACCAUGUCAGAAGAUGACACUCUCUGCCUAAUGGCCAAAGAUGAUGCUGAACAAGAGCUAACUUCACAAACCUCCUGCUCAUCUUCUUAUGAAAGCAUACCAACUUCUGAAAAUCUUUUUGACCAAUUCAAAAAGAUGAUGGAAGAUUUUGAGGAAAUAAAUCUCAAACACUCAUCCUUAACAGAGGAGAACAAGCUAUUGAGUGAAGAGAAUCUCAAGUUGACUGAAGGUCGGAAAAGUCAACUAAAUGAGAUCACUCAACUCAAGGCUGAGAAUGAAUCUCUUUCUGAAAAGGUGGAAUCCCUCAACAAGUAGCUAGGGAUACUUAAGUCCAAAGAAGCAGUGAAUAAGCUUCUUGAAACGACCAAACAUAAGGGUCGUGAAGGACUUGGGUUUGACCCCUCUAGUUCCAAAAGGAAAGGGAGAACAACUUUUAUCCCUCUUAAACCUACUGCCAAACCCAAUAAGCAGAAAGGUAAGGA